AGAGAGAGAGAGAGCGAAGCGUAAGGGGGGAGGCGAGCGGCUAUAGACAAAGAACACCGGGAAAGAAAGACAGCGGCGGGGCUUUUCUUCAUUAACGGACGGGGUGACGCAGAGAGGAGUGAUGGCGGACGCAGAUUUGGAUUUCCAGACGGGCGAUGCUGGCGCCUCGGCCACCUUCCCCAUGCAGUGCUCCGCGCUGCGCAAGAACGGCUUCGUCAUACUCAAGGGCCGGCCCUGCAAGAUCAUAGAGAUGAGCACCUCCAAGACUGGCAAGCAUGGCCACGCCAAGGUCCACAUGGUCGGGAUCGACAUCUUCAGUGGAAAGAAGCACGAAGACAUCUGCCCUUCAACUCACAACAUGGACGUGCCGAACAUCAAGAGGAACGACUACCAGCUGAUCGGGAUCCAGGACGGCUUCCUCUCUCUGCUCCAGGACAGCGGGGAGGUGCGGGAGGACCUGAGGCUGCCUGAGGGAGAGCUGGGCAAGGAGAUUGAGAGCAAGUAUGAGGCAGGGGAGGAGAUGCUGAUCACUGUUCUGUCCUCUAUGAAUGAGGAGUGCGCCGUCGCUAUCAAGGCCAUGACUAAAUAAACAGCACAGGAGCUGUAAAGAGAGGCGCUGGAUCUCAAACCGAAGGCCAGAGAAACAGCAUGGCUACGGUUAGGGUUUUCUUGCGAGUUGUCUUUACGCUGGAGCCCCCGUGGGAGGAAAUAAUAAAAAAUAAAGAAAUACAAGAAACUGGCUCCUCCCCCAAAGCCACAACCCGUUUUAUCAAGAAGCUUAUAAAACCGAGUCACGGUGUCAGCCAUUUGGGCUCCUGCUGCUGUGUAGUUAACACACAACGCCUGCUCUGUGGUAGAGCCUCAGUGAAGCAGUUUCUUACCCUCCUGUACUCUACCAGCCUCAAACCAAGCCUGAGGAAAACAGAAUUUUUUUUUUGCCUGCUUUGAAAUCCUUUUAACCAGCAAACCCCAGCUAUGGAAACACACACAGCUCUAGCCAAAAGUUUUGCAUCAUCUAGAGUUAUAGGACCGAGACACAUAAUAAAAAAAUA
Polyodon spathula (Mississippi paddlefish) is the source of this 1052-nucleotide messenger RNA. Its product is annotated as eukaryotic translation initiation factor 5A-1-like. Gene Ontology annotation, molecular function: ribosome binding; RNA binding; translation elongation factor activity. The record is from RefSeq and is a predicted model, not a curated record. Gene Ontology annotation, biological process: positive regulation of translational termination; positive regulation of translational elongation. NCBI's taxonomy places the organism in Eukaryota, Metazoa, Chordata, Actinopteri, Acipenseriformes, Polyodontidae. The transcript is spliced from 6 exons. The coding region runs from base 122 to 589 and encodes 155 amino acids.